AAAGACCUCGUCAUGUACACAGCAGUAUCCUGACCAUGAUAGAACAUCCCAUGUCUGCACUCAUAUGAGAGCCUCUCUAUGAGUCCUUUGAGAUGUCGCGGGCUAACCACUGGGAAAGAAGCUUCCACAAAGUGUGGAGGGGUGAGAAGGCUGGAUGUCAGCUGUUCCUGAGUGUGUGUGGAUGUGCUUCACCUGUAGGCAGUGAUGAUCUGGGAUGAUCUGAAGAAGAAGACAGUCAUCGAGAUAGAAUUCUCCACAGAGGUCAAGGCUGUCAAGUUGCGGAGAGAUAGAAUUGUGGUGGUUUUGGAUUCGAUGAUUAAGGUAUUCACAUUUACACACAAUCCCCAUCAGUUGCACGUCUUUGAAACCUGCUAUAACCCUAAAGGCCUCUGUGUCCUGUGUCCCAACAGUAACAACUCCCUCCUUGCCUUCCCUGGCACUCACACUGGCCAUGUACAGCUUGUGGACCUGGCCAGCACUGAAAAGCCACCAGUGGACAUCCCCGCACACGAGGGUGUCCUGAGCUGUAUUGCUCUCAACCUGCAGGGAACAAGGAUUGCCACCGCAUCUGAAAAAGGGACCCUUAUAAGAAUAUUUGAUACUUCAUCAGGGCAUUUAAUCCAGGAGCUACGAAGAGGAUCUCAAGCAGCUAAUAUCUAUUGCAUCAACUUCAAUCAGGAUGCUUCUCUCAUCUGUGUGUCCAGUGAUCAUGGCACUGUGCACAUUUUUGCAGCUGAAGAUCCAAAAAGGAAUAAACAGUCUAGCUUGGCAUCAGCCAGUUUCCUUCCAAAAUACUUCAGCUCCAAGUGGAGUUUUUCCAAGUUUCAGGUUCCUUCAGGAUCUCCAUGCAUCUGUGCCUUUGGAACAGAGCCCAAUGCGGUCAUUGCUAUCUGUGCAGAUGGCAGCUACUACAAGUUCCUGUUCAGUCCUAAGGGUGAGUGUGUCCGGGACGUGUGUGCACAGUUCCUGGAGAUGACCGAUGACAAGCUGUGACUGUACCUGUGAGUGCAGGUGAUGCCACCAUCCAGCUGCCCUGUGGAUUUCUGGGGCUGGUGCCAGUGCCCCAGGCCUGUGGGUGAGGGGCUCAAGGACCCUGUCAAGGACCUUGGUCUCGAAGCCAUACGUGGUUGUCUGCCUUCCUGAGCAAGGCUUCUCAUUCCCAUAUUAAAAGGAUCGUCAUCAUGGUUCUGCAGACACUCCGUGGCUGUGGACAUCUGUGCCCUUGCUGGCCACUACCCUUUAGUUCAACUGUGAUUGAUGCUAGCAUUAGUGGCACCACACCUUCAUGCCAGUAGGCUCCCUGCAUCCCUGGGGACUGUCCAAGCAUGAAUCAACGGAAGCUUGUAGGAAUGAGUGUGUCAGAGCUCACACACUAGACAAUUCCAAUCAGAGAACACUACCAGCUUGUCUGGUAGAGCACCCUCUGCCACACGUGAGGAGCGCUGUUCAGAGCACACACUGGGGUGUUCUGACUUUGGCCUUUAGAAUGCGUCACAUCCCAGACCUCCAGAGAGCAGAAUGCUUGUGGCACCCAUUUGAGGCACAGUCCUCAGGCUGCAAGGAGGGGCAGAGUCUCCUGGCUUAGUUUGGGUUAAAACAGAACUUUCCCACUACCUUUACGGAACAGAGUAACACAUAGUCUUUAAGAAUUAGUCCCAGAAGAAAGCAUUACUUUACCUAGGGGCCUUCUCAUGCAGUGUCCAUGUGCCUCUAGCUCCCGUUGGUGUGGAGGGUACUACCUUGGCCUGUGGCGUCUGUCCUGUCUCAUCUCUCCAACAUCCAUAGGAACACACUAACAUUGGGGAUGGCAGGCACAUCCUGGUACUGACACAGACUAUAGAUUCUGUGUUUCUGUACCACUUGAGGUAUAUGUUUAGUUUUUUUUUUUUGUUUUUGUUUUUUUUUUUUUUUUUUACGUAUCUUCUAAGAAGCUCAGUUUUGCGGUUUUGAUUUCAGGUUGCAAACAUUUAAAUUGUGCACAGCAGCAGAUUCUCAGUUCUGCCAGUUCCUUUAUGCUCCUGUAAUCGGCUAACUGUGGAUUUGAUGUCAAGUAUGCAUGUUACCUUAUGUGUAUUUAAUCAUGAAACUUAAUUUUGCACACUUGUUUGUACUGUUUUCUUUGAAAUAAAAGUGACUAAUUUUGUUGUA
Rattus norvegicus (Norway rat) is the source of this 2148-nucleotide messenger RNA. The record is from RefSeq and is a predicted model, not a curated record. NCBI's taxonomy places the organism in Eukaryota, Metazoa, Chordata, Mammalia, Rodentia, Muridae.